Molecule: messenger RNA, 578 nt
Organism: Erigeron canadensis
Lineage: Eukaryota; Viridiplantae; Streptophyta; Magnoliopsida; Asterales; Asteraceae
Exons: 4
Coding region: 19-465 (148 amino acids)
Source: RefSeq, a predicted model, not a curated record
ACACUUGCUUUCGAGUACAUGGAGAAAAAGCCACCACAUACUCGGGAGACUUUAGGUCUCAAGGCUUCGGCUCUCUCUGAUCUAUUUCCAGAGCUGAACAACUAUAAGAGCUGCGAUCUAACGAAUUCAAGCUGGAUAUGUGUUGCUUGGUAUCCAAUUUAUCGAAUUCCUGUGGGCCCAACACUAAGGGAUCUGGAAGCCUCUUUUUUGACCUUACAUCCCUUGUCAACACAGCCCGGAAACGUUGGUGAGGCUGAAUCCUCAAGUAUGGGAGCUCGAGGGGAAGGUAUCCGUCUACCAGUAAUUGGGCUGGCAACUUACAAGCUAAGAAGUUCAAUCAUAGCCCCUAAUGAUCCAGAAGAACGUCAGCAAGAGCAUGCUCUUUUGGAGGCGGCUAGCAAGUGGCUCCACAAGUUGCAGGCCCUUCUCCCUGAUUAUCAGUUCUUCCUUGAGCGUAACAAUUGAUGAAGGGAAGUACAUCAGCGUGAUUUCAAGUCUGUUAAAUAAUAUGUAUUUGGAUGGUGUUUCUUUUAAACUGAUGUUUAUGAUGCAGAUUUUGGAUGGUUCGUACUCAGUAG